Molecule: messenger RNA, 478 nt
Organism: Staurois parvus
Lineage: Eukaryota; Metazoa; Chordata; Amphibia; Anura; Ranidae
Source: the annotation of a GenBank genome assembly
AUGGGCCCCUGUACCGCCUCCUCAUGCUGCUGCCAGGCCCGUAAUCUGCCAUGGGCCCCCGUACCAACUCCUCAUGCUGCUGCCAGGCCCGUAAUCUGUCAUGGGCCCCUGUACCGCCUCCUCAUGCUGCUGCCAGGUCCAGAGUGUGUCAUGGGUCCCUGUACGGCCUCCCAUUGCUGCUGUCUCCAUCGCCACACUCUGCCAUGUGCCACUUUCAGGUCUCCUCACACUGCUGGUGGGUUCCAUUUUGUCAUAGGGUGCUGUAUGGCCUCCCAUUGCUGCUGCCUCCACCGCCACACUGUGGCUCCACACUCUUGUUUUGGCCCCGUGACUGCCCAAAUGAGUGAAGUGUGCGGUGAUUCUAAGAUCGACGGCACUCAUCUGCAUGUCAUACUGACUGACAGUAUUAUUUCUCUUCCCCAGCAGACUCCAAGGGCAUUUAAAUUAAAGGUAUAGUGAGUGUUCUGCACUAAUAUAA